Gadus chalcogrammus (walleye pollock) is the source of this 5999-nucleotide messenger RNA. Its product is annotated as SLIT-ROBO Rho GTPase-activating protein 3-like. Bases 752 to 4087 code for a protein of 1111 amino acids. Gene Ontology annotation, biological process: negative regulation of cell migration; signal transduction. The record is from RefSeq and is a predicted model, not a curated record. The transcript is spliced from 22 exons. Gene Ontology annotation, cellular component: cytoplasm. NCBI's taxonomy places the organism in Eukaryota, Metazoa, Chordata, Actinopteri, Gadiformes, Gadidae. Gene Ontology annotation, molecular function: protein binding.
AGAGUUACUGCUAUGGGCCGACAACCACAUCCUGAAAAAAUACCAAAAAUACUUGUAAAAAAUUGUCAUGUUUUAUAAAUGUAUGUUAAAACACGAUCAACAAGUACAAAUAUAGUCCUCUGAAGAUGCCUCGUCGAGAUUGUGUGUGGUUUCCUAUACGCGUAGUUUUUGCAUCCUUGCAUCCUAGUUUGUUUGCAGUUCUACAGCACGCAUUACAAGCUAAGUGGUAACAUGUUGAUACACUGGAAGCCAAAUCUCAGUCUUCCACACCAAAAGUGACCUAGCAUGGGGAGAGAGGAGGAGCCUACGUUGACUUUGCAUCCAUUGAGGCUUUUGCUGCAGCAUUGAACUUGCAGCGAAAAGGGCUUGACUAGCCUGGUCUCGUGGAGAAUUAGCUCUGGCACAUUGUGCACAUUGAGCUCAAGCGUUUGUAUUGUGCAUUGCAAUAUUUUCAAGGCGGGUGCAACACAUGGACGGCUUUAGGAUCUAUUGAAGCCCGUUGAAGAAAAAGGAGUGGCUGGGGACGGGUUUUGUCAUGUACUUUUAGCCCCGACGUUGGCUUGUGAAGUGCACUACCGUCGCAGAGGCUCUCAGUGCCUCCCAAGUCGCCAAGUUCCGUCACGCGUGCAGCGUUUCGCGGCGGAUCCGUCUCGCAGUGGCUGUUCCAAGGUUAUCUUUAUGCUAAGGUUGGGUGGUGGAAAAGUUUACAAUAUUUGCAUCACAUUUCCCAACCCUUACUCCCUGAAGCAAAAUGUCAGCCCAGGCGAAAAUCAAGAAGGAAAAGGAGAUCAUUGCGGAAUACGAGACCCAAGUGAAAGAGAUUCGUAACCAGCUGGUGGAGCAGUUCCGAUGUCUGGAGCAGCAGUCAGAGUCCCGUCUCCAGCUGCUGCAGGACCUGCAGGACUUCUUCCGCCGCAAGGCCGAGCUGCAGCUGGAGUACUCCAGGGGCCUGGACAAGCUGGCCGAGCGCUACUCGGCCAAGAUACGCACGUCGCGGGAGCACCAGCAGUUCAAGAAGGACCAGAACCUGCUGUCCACGGUGAACUGCUGGUACCUGGUUCUGAACCAGACAAGACGCGAGAGCCGCGACCACGCCACGCUCAGCGACAUCUACAACAACAACAUCAUUGUCCGCCUGGCGCACGUGGGUGAAGAUGUCAUCAGGCUCUUCAAGAAGAGCAAGGACCUGGGAGUGCAGAUGCACGAGGAGUUGGUGAAAGUCACGAAUGAGCUCUACACGGUCAUGAAGACGUACCACAUGUACCACACGGAGAGCCUGUCCUCGGAGAGCAAGCUGAAGGAGGCGGAGAAGCAGGAGGAGAAGCACAUGGGGAAGGCCAACGACGCGGGGCUGCUGCGCCACGUCCACGAGGACCGCCCCACCAGACGCAGCUCUGUCAAGAAGAUGGAGAAGAUGAAGGAGAAGAGACAAGCCAAGUACUCUGAAAACAAGCUGAAGUGCACGAAAGCCCGGAACGAUUAUCUCCUGAAUCUGGCUGCCACCAAUGCCCUGGUGGCAAAAUACUACAUCCACGAUAUCUCCGAUUUGAUCGAUUGCUGCGACCUGGGCUUCCACGCCAGCCUGGCCCGCACCAUGCGCACCUUCCUGUCGGCCGAGUACAGCCUGGAGACGUCCCGCCACGAAGGUCUGGACCUCCUGGAGGGAGCCGUGGACGCCAUGGACGUCAGGGGGGACAAGCUGAAGGUCAUGGACAUGCACAGCCAGAUCUUCUGCCCGCCGGCCCGCUUCGGCUACCAGCCGCACAUGGGGGACGAGGUGUGCCAGGUGAGCGCCCAGCAGCCAGUGCAGACGGAGCUGUUGAUGCGUCACCACCAGCUGCAGUCCCGUCUGGCGACGCUCAAGAUCGAGAACGAGGAGGUGAGGAAGACUCUGGACGCCACCAUGCAGACCCUGCAGGACAUGCUGACGGUGGAGGACUUCGACGUGUCCGAGGCCUUCCAGCACAGCCAGUCCACCGAGUCGGUGAAGUCGGCCUCCUCCGACUCGUCCAUGAGCAAGGCCAACGUGGCCAAGAGGCGCGCCAACCAGCAGGAGACGGAGGGCUUCUACUUCACGAAGUACAAAGAGUAUCUGAACGGCAGCAACCUCAUCGUGAAGCUGCAGGCCAAACACGACCUUCUGAAGCAGACCCUCGGAGAAGGGGAGAGGCCGGACUAUGGAACAACAAGGAGCCCCUUCACACCCCUUAACCCACUCCGAGCCCGGCGGUUUAGGCCCAGCGCUCUUAGGUGUAAGAUGUUUAACGGCAAUAUGGAGACCCUCAUUCAGGAGACAGGGCAGGCCAUACCUGCGGUGGUGGAGAGCUGCGUGAGAUACAUCAACCUGUACGGUCUGCAGCAGCAGGGAAUCUUCCGUGUUCCAGGAUCCCACGUCGAAGUCAAUGACAUUAAAAAUUCAUUUGAGCGAGGAGAGGACCCCCUGGUGGACGAUCAGAGCGACCACGACAUCAACUCAGUGGCCGGGGUCCUGAAGCUGUACUUCAGGGGUCUCGAGAACCCCCUGUUCCCCAAGGAGCUGUUCCUCGAAUUCAUCUCCACAACCAAGCUGGAGUCGGGUGCGGAGCGGGCGCGCCACCUCCAGAAGCUGGUGGUGACCCUCUCGCGUCCCGCCAUCAUCGUGAUGAGAUACCUGUUUGCGUUCCUGAACCACCUGUCCCAAUACAGCGACGAGAACAUGAUGGACCCCUACAACAUCGCCACCUGCUUCGGGCCCACCCUGAUGCCCAUCCCCGACGACCAGGACCCCGUGGGCUGCCAGGCGCACGUCAACGAGGUCAUCAAGACCAUCCUCAUCCACCACGAGGCCAUCUUCCCCGGGCACCAGGAGCUGGAGGGGCCCGUCUACGAGAAGUGCAUGGCCGAGGUGGAGGAGUACUGCGAGAGCCCUCACAGUGAGCCCGGGGCGCUGGACGAGGUAGACAACGGCACCGGGCCCAACAGCAGUGAUGAAGAGCUGGAGCAGAGCGAGGCCAUCGCCAAGUUCGACUACGUGGGCCGCAGUCCCCGCGAGCUGUCCUUCAAGAAGGGCGCGUCCCUCCUGCUGUACCACCGGGCCUCCCAGGACUGGUGGGAAGGCCGGCACAACGGCGUGGACGGCCUGAUACCUCACCAGUACAUCGUGGUGCAGGACCUGGACGACGCCUUCUCAGACAGCGCCACGCACCGAUCCGACGGCGAGCCCGGCGGCGCUCAUCACCAUGACGACCUGAGACCUGCACCCAGGGGCGACCACACGCCCGAGCAUCGCUACGAAGCCGCGCAGGGAAGGGUGAGGGUGCGCUCAGACGGGGGCGCGGCCGCCACCCCUCGCCACCGGGGCGGGUCCGAGCACCACCACACCCCCCCGCGGGCCUUGGACCCCCACCCCCCCCGGGUGCUCCCGCGCCCCUGCAGCCCCCUGAAGAUGGGGGUCCCACGGGGCCUCACGGAGAGCCCCGAGAAGCGCCGGCUGGCCACCUUCGGGGGCGCCGGGGGCCCGGGCCACCCCGACCGCAAGGCGCUCUACGACAGCCACUCCCAGCGGUCCUCUCAGAGGUCCUCGCCGAGCGCCACGCGCCACGGCAGCCUGGGGGACCACAAGGCGCUGGAGGCGGAGGCACUGGCCGAGGACAUCGAGAAGACCAUGAACACGGCUCUCCACGAGCUGCGGGAGCUGGAGCGCCAGAACGUGGCCAAGCACGCUCCGGACGUGGUGCUGGACACCCUGGAGCCCAUGAAGCACCCGCGGGGGCCCGAGGCCCCAAGCAGCCCCCUGCACACCAUGGUGAUCCGGGACCCCGACGCGGUCCAGCGCCGCAGCAGCAGCAGCAGCUCCUCCUCCGAGACCACCAUGAGCACCUUCAAACCUGCGCUGUCGGCACGGCGACCCAGCGCGCCCCUGAGGCCCCCCCCGGUGCGACCGGUGCGGCCGGCCCCCGUGCUGGUCCCGGGGCCCCACCGCUCCAGCAGCUCCAGCUCCUCCGGCCUGGGGAGUCCGGGCAUCGCCUCGUCGGAUCGGGUGUUCCCCAAGGCGCCGUCCCCGUCCCCCUCCACCUCUUCGUCCUCGUCGGACAAGCAGAGGGAGUGAGGCGUGUGUCUCUAGGGGCCGGGGUUCUAGGGGCGGUCCAGGGGCCCCCCCAUGUACGCUGUGGAGCCGAGGUUGUGAGGAGAACCACACCCUUCCCCUCUGUUCCCUCUCCCUGUGAUCACCAGCCAACACGAUGUGUAACACCUCGCUGGUGCCCGGGAACACACACACACACACACACACACACACACACACACACACACACACACACACACACACACACACACUGGUACAAAUGGGUACUCAUUUAGUGUUGUCGAUGGGGAUGGACUAUAGGAGGACGCCAAGUAAGUGGACUAUCAGUGACUUUUAAGCACAAAGGAUGAGAAUAUGAUCAUUUAGACAUUUUCAAAACUACCUUGGGCCAUGCUGGAUGGAAACAGGACUAUCUGGAAAAGUACUUUAUUAUUAUUACUGUGUUACCUUCAGCCGGCCAAAACAUCUCAUUUAAACAUAGUAGUCGUACCUCGCGGCGGCGUGCGCAGACACGCUAGGCCCGGGCAUCUCAGCACUAUCUUAAUCCACCUAUCUUACCAUCUUUAGAUAAUAUAUAUUACCUCAAGAAACAUUUAGCACUUGCUCUUAUCAUUAAAAAAAAAAAGACUAAUGCACAUAUAAACUAUAGGCAAUCGUGCAGCGUUGGUAAAUUCUGUGUUUUCUGCAUUUUGAUCAAGUUGUACUCUUAAAGAUUUAUAGCACAUCAGAGAUUCAGUGGAACCUGGCUAGGUAGAGCCCAGUCAGGCUGGGGGCCGUUCAUGUGGGGACUGUUUACUAUUGCUGUUGUGUCAUAUAGCCUAAGGAUAAUCCUCUUCUUUCAAGUGUAGUAGGCACGUUUAACUGGAAAGAAGCGUACUGUUAAAGGUUACUUAUAUUGUACAAAUAACACUGUGCCAUAGGAACAGGAUAUAUUAUGGUCUAUAGCGUGUGUAGCGCGUUUGGUACUCCUCGCACAAACAUUAACAAAACAAGAAUAAAUGCAAAAAAUCUGCAGUGUGUUUUUCUCUCUCCUUCUGUAUUGCCUAUUUAUCUUGAAUAAACAAUUAGCAUAUUGAUUGAACACCAAGAAACAAAGACCCUUAUAAAAAGGGAACACCGUUAAAUACAAUUUACCUCAACAUUAAAAAAUGCAUGAAACCACCCACGUACAUUUUAAUAGGGGCUCGGUGGUGUGGAGUUUGUGUUACAAUGACUCGCAUGAGAAUAGUAAUGAAAGCAUUCAGAAUCUGUUCCAUACUGCCUCCUAGUGGACCGAUACUUACUCAACAAGCACUGCGAAUGACCUUCUAGGGCCCCCUAGUGGCCAUAAUACUACAACGCGUUGUUGAUGUGUCUAGUUGGUACAAUACAGGUCGAUUUUUUUAUUAAUUCGUUACGAUAAUUGUAGAAAAAAUGUAAAAUGUGGGAAAACCUAAACAAAUCCGGUCAUCUGGAAGACAAUGGUCCAAGAUCAAUUCUUAACCUUGGUAACUGCUAUUUCAUGAACAGAAAAGUUGCAAAAAUAUAGCAACAGGUGAAUUAAAGCCUUGCUACAUUAACUCCACAGAAAUAAGAGUGUUUUUGAACUGAGUGGGGAUGGAUGUCUGAGGCCUGUCUGAGCCUUGCUACCGGACAGCCCAUUCAGGUUUAAUCCAUUUAGGUGUGCUCAUUGCGAUGAAAGCGAGAAUAAAAUUAGAUUAGGGCCUUCGCCUGGGGCCCUUCCAGCAGCCAGCGAAGGCCAGGACUCUGGCUCUGAUUUCCUGGGGUUCAAAAGACCUUUGCAUUAAAAGGCUCUCACGAUUACUGGGGACUCAACAGCUGAGCCCGGGGCCCGACUUGAUGGUUUAUAGCCCCUAAGUGCAUCAGUCUACAGAUGACCAUUCAUAAUUACUUUGUUGUCUUUUCCAUUGGACAUGUCUGUCAUUCUGUACGAUCA